CCCUGAAUCUGCGGUCAGCUGUUUGUGGUUUGUAAACGUUUAGUAGCAAACAUUUGGUUUUGAGUUUUAUGACUAAAUAAAAGUUAUUAUUAUUCCUAACAUAUUAAUUAUAUAAAUGGCGGAUGAUGAAACUAAUAUACAUCGAUUGGAGGGCACAAAUAAUGACUUCCGCGGUGGUCUGAUUAUUAAAAAAAAAGAUACCGGUGAUAGUAAAUUUAAAAUUCCUAUGCCAUCAAUACUUGGUCUUGACAAAUUGGCAGCACAACGUCGUAAAGAGCGGGAAGGAACGCAACGCCUAAUUUCGUUUAAAGACAAUGAUUAUGAUGACACUGACAAUACAGCUUUGGCUACACCAACUAGCAGUGAUUUUGCUUUCAAAAAACCUGACACGCAAAGUUAUCAAAAAAUAAGUAAACAAAUACGUGAACAAAAAGUUGAGACACCUUCGCAUACUGGCGGUGUUUCGGAACAAGCGCGCGAAAGACUCCGUGAACAUAUUAAUCGAGUUCGUAAUAAAGGUGGUGUAAGGUAUUCAACCCACGACCACAACGAUAGAAACAAACAUAAGCGUGAUAGAGAUCGAAGACAUGAUCGUGAAAGAGAUAGAGAUCGGGAUUAUGAUAGAAAUAGACGUAAUCGAGAUGCGGAAGGUAGAAAUAGAAGUUCAAGAUCAUCUCGUGAACAACAUACUCCACGUAAUAGAGAUGAGCCGCGUACUCCAUCCUCAAUUUCAGUAUCAAAUAGUUCUUGGGAUGAAGAUGAUGGUGAACGUCCUUCACAUUCUAAAAAGUCAUCAUGGGAUUAUCCUACGCCGAAAUCAUAUGCUAGCUCAGAACGUGGUGAUUGGUCUGUUCGCAGUAGUAUGAGUAGUGGUUUUAAUAGUAGCAGUAGUAGUCGUAGUCGUUCUCACAAAAGUCGACGCAAUGAAGAUGAUACUGUUAGACCUACACCAGCACACAAAUACAAUUCUUGGGCCAAUGAUAGAAAACGUUCUGGCGCUACGCCAGCUAACGAACAAAGUAGUACACGUCAACCAUGGGGCGAAAGUGAAGAAGAUCGAGAUUUGUGGGAAGAGGAACAACGUCGACUAGACCGCGAGUGGUAUAAUAUUGAUGAAGGUUAUGAUGAGGAAAAUAAUCCAUUUUAUGGCGCAAAUGCAGAAUACUUUAGGAAACGUGAAGAAAUUAUUGAACAGAAACGUACUAAACGCAUAAGUGCACAACAACGUCAAAUCAAUAAAGAUAAUGAAUUAUGGGAACGCAAUCGUAUGCUUACGUCCGGUGUUGUUAUGUCAAUUAAUGUUAAUGAAGAUUUUGAUGAAGAAGCGUUGGAACGCGUACAUCUUUUGGUACAUCAUAUUGUGCCACCUUUCUUGGAUGGUCGCAUUGUAUUUACUAAGCAACCUGAGCCGGUUAUACCGGUGAAAGAUCCCACAUCAGAUAUGGCAUUGAUUGCACGCAAAGGUAGCCCUUUGGUGCGUGUUUAUCGUGAGCAAAAAGAACGACGUAAAGCACAGAAAAAACACUGGGAACUUGGAGGCACGAAACUGGGUAAUAUAAUGGGUAUUGAAAAGAAAGUGGAAGAAGAAGAUGAAAAAUUUGACAAUGAAAAUGAUACUGCUGACUAUAGGCGUGAUCAAAAAUUCGCAGAACAUAUGCGUGAACAGGACUCUAGAGGAAAAAGUGAUUUCGCUCGAAAGAAAACAAUUGGUGAACAACGUCGGUUCUUACCUGUAUUUGCAGUACGUCAAGAAUUAUUAAAUAUUAUACGUGAGAAUUCGGUUAUUAUUAUUGUUGGUGAAACUGGUAGCGGUAAAACAACGCAGUUAACACAAUACCUACAUGAAGAUGGUUACAGUAAUUUUGGUAUGAUUGGUUGUACACAACCGAGACGUGUAGCCGCUAUGUCAGUGGCUAAACGUGUUUCUGAUGAAAUGGGUACAAAGUUAGGUGAAGAAGUUGGCUAUGCUAUACGUUUUGAAGACUGUACUUCGGAAAAAACUGUUAUUAAAUAUAUGACAGAUGGUAUUCUGUUACGUGAAAGUUUAAGAGAUCCUGAUCUUGAUGGAUAUUCUGCAAUAAUUAUGGACGAAGCACAUGAACGUUCACUUUCAACAGAUGUACUUUUCGGAUUAUUACGGGAGGUUAGUAGUUAA
This is a messenger RNA of Teleopsis dalmanni, 2155 nucleotides long. Its product is annotated as pre-mRNA-splicing factor ATP-dependent RNA helicase PRP16-like. The record is from RefSeq and is a predicted model, not a curated record. Gene Ontology annotation, biological process: mRNA splicing, via spliceosome. The coding region runs from base 116 to 2155 and encodes 679 amino acids. Gene Ontology annotation, cellular component: intracellular anatomical structure; spliceosomal complex. Gene Ontology annotation, molecular function: RNA binding. NCBI's taxonomy places the organism in Eukaryota, Metazoa, Arthropoda, Insecta, Diptera, Diopsidae. The transcript has 3 exons.